GAAAACUCCUGAGAUUGUUCUCGACCGAAGCCCAGCUUGGUUAUGUUAUUUUAGUGCAAUUGGUGGGAGAUUCCCCCGGCGUGAUUUCGGGUGGGGAUUUUAUUGGCCGCGGAAGGAAGAAUGGCCCUGGCUGGGUGCAUGGUCUGAACGAGGGGGAUACUGGGAUGGCUCCGGCCUUCGUCUCCCUAUGGGAAUUCGUGCUGCAUGAGUCCUGAGUCCGAUUGAAAUUGCAUAAGUUGCACUUGUAGUCUUUUCCCGAGGCGAAUGUUGCUGUGACAGAUUUUCACUUCGCGUCUUCGGCAGGUGCUAAAGGUUUGUGGUGCGCAUCCUAGCUACUCGGCCAUGGAGUGUCAACUGAAGAUGGUCUGUCCUAGACCCGAUGUGCUGGAUUUGAACAACAGCAAACAUGAUGCAGGCGGUGGUGUGGGCGACACAUAUUGUGAAGAUUCUGCCACUGAGGAUCAAACGUUUAUCCCAUGGAAUCAGUUGGUUGCCAGUGGGGUCGACCUCCUGAGAGAUCCACGCUAUAACAAAGGAACCGCAUUUUCAGAAGGGGAGCGAGACAGGCAUUACUUGAGGGGUCUCCUCCCCCCUGUCGUAUUGACACAGGAGCGCCAGAUCGAACGCAUUCUGCAAAACGUGCGGUCGUACGAGAAUAAUCUCGAGAAGUACGUGGAUGUGAUGGACCUGCAGGAACGUAACGAAAGACUGUUUUACAAGCUUUUGAUCGACCACGUGGAGGAGCUGCUGCCGAUUGUGUACACCCCAACAGUGGGAGAAGCCUGCCAAAAAUUUGGCAACAUCUUCCGUCGUCCUCAUGGACUCUACAUCACACUCAAGGACAAAGGACGCGUCCGGGAUAUCUUGAGGAACUGGGCGGAACCGAACGUUCAAGUCAUCGUUGUCACAGACGGUGAACGAAUUCUGGGGCUUGGUGAUCUUGGAUGUCAAGGCAUGGGGAUUCCAAUAGGAAAACUUGCUCUGUACACGGCCCUUGGAGGCAUCCGACCCUCCAGCACUUUACCAAUUACCAUCGACGUGGGCACCAACAACCAGACACUGUUGGAUAAUCCUUUCUACAUUGGGCUUCGCCACAAGCGAGUUGGCGGCCAGGCAUACGACGAGUUAUUGGCUGAAUUUAUGCUGGCGUGUAAAAAAACAUACGGAGAGAAAGUACUUGUGCAGUUUGAAGACUUUGCCAAUCACAAUGCGUUCCGCCUGCUUGCGAAGUACAGCAGUUCAUAUCUAGUCUUUAACGACGACAUUCAGGGAACUGCAGCAGUUGCACUUGCGGGACUGUUGGCAGCAUUGCCCUUAACUGGAGGCACACUUGCUGACCAUGAAUUCCUUUUCGUUGGUGCUGGUGAGGCCGGAACGGGAAUUGCCGAACUUAUUACUAUAGAGAUCGCCAGACAAGGCAAGAUAAAAGUGGAAGAAGCCCGUACGAAAAUUUAUCUUGCGGAUUCCAAGGGUUUGGUGACGAAGUCAAGAAUUAACACUCUUGAAACGUUUAAAAAGCCAUUUGCUCACGACAUGCCGGAAAUUACCAAGCUUGUGGAUGUUAUUAAGAAACUCAAGCCAACAGCGAUGAUUGGUACGACUGGAAAGGGUGGACAGUUCACGCAAGCAGUGUUGGAAGAGAUUUCGUCCUACCAAGAGAAACCUAUUGUUUUUGCAUUGUCCAAUCCAACCUCACAGUCCGAGUGCACCGCAGAGGAGGCAUACAAAUUUACCAAGGGGAAAUGCAUCUUUGCCAGUGGAAGCCCAUUUCCACCUGUCACUUACGAGGGAAAAACAUACACAAUAGGCCAGUCGAACAAUGCCUACAUCUUCCCGGGUUUGGGACUUGGGUGUGUCAUAUCGGGAGCUAUUCGAGUCCACGAUGAUAUGUUCUUGGCUGCAGCUGAGUCGCUAGCUAACGAGAUUAGUCAGGAUCAUCUGGACAAGAAACAAUUGUUUCCAGCUUUCAGCGAAAUCCGGGAGAUUUCGGCUCACAUUGGAGCGGCAACAGCUGCAAAAGCUUAUGAAUUGGGAUUGGCAACUAAACUGCCAAAGCCCUCAGACCUACUCUCUUAUGCCAAGAGCUGCAUGUAUAGCCCAGUCUACCGUCAAUACCGAUAGACGAGAGGAUCACAUAUCUUAGCGACAGCAAGCUGAUCCAAGUGACUACUUCUCCAUGUCAAACAUUGGGAUGUAAGCUAGAAACAGAGUGUAGGACAUUGAAACAAAGAAUGCUCGCAUAAUCCUCUAGAAACUUCCUUCGGUCCUGAAUUCAGACACUAAAAUCUUAGUAAACAAAGCCUAAAACAAGAAUUAUAUUUCUUCGCUCUUUGACAUCACUACUUGGAUCAACGCUCCACGCUCAAGUAGUUUGGAGUAUUCUAUAUUCAUACGGAAGUCACGCCAUUUGUUUUCAUUUUGGCUGCUAAAGAGUUUGUGCUUGAAGCGGAUGUUCCAGAUUCUCUA
Molecule: messenger RNA, 2466 nt
Organism: Physcomitrium patens
Lineage: Eukaryota; Viridiplantae; Streptophyta; Bryopsida; Funariales; Funariaceae
Product: NADP-dependent malic enzyme, chloroplastic
Biological process (GO): pyruvate metabolic process; malate metabolic process
Cellular component (GO): chloroplast
Molecular function (GO): malate dehydrogenase (decarboxylating) (NADP+) activity; NAD binding
Source: RefSeq, a predicted model, not a curated record